UCAUAUUUUUGGCACGAAGUCUACAAUUUAAACAAACAGGUUAAGAUUUGUAUACAGCAAAUGCUUAAUAUUUUCGGUAAUGAGUGAUUUGAAAAAGCUGUCUCAUUUUUUAGCUAGAUUACUACGUCACGAAGCUAAAGAUAAGGGACUGGAUAUAACACCAGAGGGUUAUGUGAAUGUAGAAGAUGUGCUUCGCCUUCCUGACGCUCGGGGUUUCGAGGUGUCAGAUAUAGAGAAAGUUGUGGCUAAUGACAGUAAAGGCCGAUUUAAGAUCAGGAAUCACUUUGGAACUAAACAAAUAAAAGCAACCCAAGCACAUUCUAUACAGCUGGAAAGUCCCGAGCUCACGCCAAUCAAUAAUUACACGGAUGCAAGAGUUGUUCUGCACGGCACUAAGUCAGAGUACUGGCCAUCAAUAAAGGCCACGGGUCUGUCAAGGAAAACUAGGACUCACAUCAAUUUUGCUGAAGGAGAAUGUGUAAAAAGCGGUUUUCCACCAAAAUGUGAUAUGGUGAUAGAAAUUAACCUGGAACUCGCGUUAAAAGAUGGAUUGAAAUUUUAUAAGUCGGAUAAUGCUGUAAUAUUGUGUUCCGGAAAUAGUGAUGGUGUAAUUUCACCAAGAUAUUUCAAACGAGCAUACAACUUACACACACAUGAACCUAUCAAACUCGACUGAUGUCAGUUAAGCUACGCAACAGGAACAGCUGUGCUACCCACUAGUGCCAUGUCUGUUUACAAUGCCUAUGUUAAGAUUAUCUUAUGUUUAUAUUUAAGAUUUUUUAAUUAUUUGGAUUUUUUUAAUCAAAUGUUUGACAUUUUUAUAGACACGUCCCUUUAAUGUAAAAGAAAUUAUGCCAUUUUUUUGCCCUUGUUGUUUUCAUGUGUAUUGCACUUCUUGUUUUGUCUAACGUGAAUUUUUCAUGCAAACGCACGCAGUUAGGAAUAACGGAUGUUUCAAGCUGGUACGAACGGCUGGUUACCAUAGUAAUUACAUUAUGUAAGUUUUUAACCUUAUACAUGUGAACUGUUUUAAUUAUCUAAAAAUAAAACAAAGAAGUAUAAAAUUUAUUUUUAUAGCUCUUUGAAUAAAAUAAACUUAAAACAGUCCUAUCUUGCAUAAAUGCUUAACCGCCGCAUAAUGCCAUUACCACUAUUGACCACAGGUGUAUAAGACGCGUAUUUUGAAGACUAUUCAAUUCCUACCAUAAACUUACUUUGACAGCAAUUGAGUGGGGGGGGGGACUAUUCAAUUCCUACCAUAAACUUACUUUGACAGCAAUUGAGAGGGGGGGGGGGGGGGGGGUAGGUUCAAGCCCCACUGAGACCAUUUUUUCCCCUUAUUUUCUUUUUCUUCUGGUAAGUUUUUACUUCUUUCUUAUUAUUGAGUUAUUGUACAAAAGUGAAAAAAAAAUCAUUUGAUAAGCGAUUUCUUGCGGUUCAAAGUGAAUUUACCUCUGAAACAGAAGGGGCAGAGUUAGACAUCUUUAAAAAUACUGAGUUACAUACGGUAAAAUUUCUCUAUUUCGCCUUCACUCUUUAGAUUACAUAUUGUGGAAGAAAUGUAGGUAGGUUUUAUUUCUGCCCCAAGGUUAUUUUUUAAAAAAGUGAGCAAAAUUGAAAACAGACCCGCAGGAUUCGACCUUAUUUUUACAAUGUUUGAGUUAGAAUUCUGUCUCAUUAAAUCCGUUUAUUUGAUGCAUCCUAGAAAAAAAAAUGAUAUUGACAGUAUUUUUUGUGUUUUAUAACUAUUUGCCAAUAGUUUGAUGUUUCUUUUAUCAAAAUCAAUGGUAUAAUGAAUUCUCUGCAACCGUUUUGGAUCGUGGCCAUCACUUUGAAAUUUGUCUGUAUUUGAGCGUGAGGAAAUACCAUAAAUUAUACAAAACUAUAAAAAAACGGCACGACAAAAGUUUUUUAAUAUUGCAACACAGUGCAAAACAUGGUGGUCAACUUUAAGAAUAUACCAAGCAAAUGCCAUUUUCCCAUUUUUUAAACAUUACUUUUAGGCGUCUAAUACCUUAAACAUGAGUCCUGUUACAUCUUUGAUCUUACCUUUGUCAGAUUUGUUAAAAUGUAAUAAUUAUUUAUUCAUAUUUUGUUCACAUUAUCAUACUUUUCCAUAUCUGUGAUAAAAAUGAAAUAAAAUUGUUAACGUCGUU
Molecule: messenger RNA, 2156 nt
Organism: Mercenaria mercenaria
Lineage: Eukaryota; Metazoa; Mollusca; Bivalvia; Venerida; Veneridae
Product: tRNA 2'-phosphotransferase 1-like
Exons: 7
Coding region: 80-676 (198 amino acids)
Biological process (GO): tRNA splicing, via endonucleolytic cleavage and ligation
Molecular function (GO): tRNA 2'-phosphotransferase activity
Source: RefSeq, a predicted model, not a curated record